Messenger RNA from Sorghum bicolor (sorghum), 1861 nucleotides. RefSeq names its product salicylate carboxymethyltransferase. Gene Ontology annotation, molecular function: S-adenosylmethionine-dependent methyltransferase activity. NCBI's taxonomy places the organism in Eukaryota, Viridiplantae, Streptophyta, Magnoliopsida, Poales, Poaceae. The record is from RefSeq and is a predicted model, not a curated record. The coding region runs from base 141 to 1280 and encodes 379 amino acids. The transcript has 2 exons. Gene Ontology annotation, biological process: methylation.
UAGAAGUGCUGCCGUGCCGCCUAUAAAUAAAUCUGUUAGCUACACCCUACGCCGGUUCAUGAGAAAGAGAGUCUGUAUUUCCAAAUUCCAAGAGAAGAGAGACUAGUGUCCAAAUUUUCCAUCAAAACACAAAGAGGAAGAUGGAGCAUGAGAGGCUUCUUGCAACGUCGUCAGCUGUUGUGGUGUGCAUGAACGGCAGCCAACAGGGAAACAUGAGCUACGCUAAUAACUCAGGUAUCCAGAGGGCAAUCGCAUCGCUGACGAAGAAGGCGAGGCAGGACAUGGCGGCGGCGCUGUACCGCGCCCGCGGCUUCCCGGCCUCCAUGUCCAUCGCGGACCUGGGCUGCGGCACCGGGCCCAACGCGCUGCUCUUGGUUUCCGACGCCGUUGAGGCCGUGCUGGCGGCGGCGAAGGCCACGGGCGACGACGGGGAGGUGCUGGCGCCGCCUGAGCUGCACGUCUUCCUGAACGACCUCCCGAACAACGACUUCAACGCCGUCUUCCGGCUGCUGCCGUCGUCACCUCUCUCAGGAAGCGGCUGCCUCGUGUCAGCCUGGCCGGGGUCCUUCUACGGCCGCAUCUUGCCGGAGGCAAGCCUGGACUACGUCGUCUCCUCCAGCAGCCUACACUACCUCUCGCAGACACCCACGAUGAAGAAGACGGUGAGCAGGGGACGUGUGUACAUGUCGGCGGGCUGCCCUGCGGCGGUGCUGGACGCGUACCGAGCGCAGUUGGAGACUGACUUCUCCGCCUUCCUUCGUUGCCGCGCAGCGGAGAUGAGGCCCCGCGGCCUCCUCCUCCUCACCUUCGUCGCCAGGAGGACCACCUCCCCCACCGAGCACGACUGCUACCUCUGGGACGUUCUCGCCGCUGCCCUCAUGGACCUGGCCGCCGCCGGACUCAUCGACGAGGAACAAGUCCACGCUUUCAACUUGCCUAUCUACACACCCUGUCCCGACGAUCUCCUUGACGUCGUCUCCAAAGAAGGCUCCUUUACCAUCACUACAAUGCACUUCUUCCGGUUCUUAGCUCUCAAGAUUCCUCACUUUACUAAAGACAAAGACGAGGACGAGUUACCGCGGUGGCUAGCGAUGGAGGCCGCAAACUGUUUGAGGGCGUUCCUAGAACCCACGCUACAGGUGCACUUCGGUCGUGCCGCCAUGGACGAACUCUUCUGCAGGUACUGCCUCCUACUCGAGGUCUACUAUCGCAAUAAAGCCACCAAAAACGAGGAGGACGUCACCAAUGUCUUCCUCGUCUUGGAGAAGAAACAACACUAGUAGCUUCAUUCCGGUCUCCACGUAUCUCCAUCUUGGAUCUUUAAUAGUAAUUUCCAUAAAGUAGUGGCAAGAUCAAUAACUUGUGCCUAAUUAUUGAUAUUGAAGUUUUAUAUACACGUACGCACAAGAUGUAUAAUUUCUAUUGUGGUUAUUUGGAUUGGUGCCGUUACAAUUUCUUCAAAUUAGAAAAAUAUCAUUACAAUCCAUCUAUUCUGAAUCGUGGCUCCGCCUAGCCGCAUAUAUAGGCUGCCGUUGUCGCAAGCAGCCAUCUGUCGUCGCUAUCAUGUCCAUGCUCUGUGUUGCUGCUGCCAGCGCCUGUCCCAUUGACGCCAUGGCCGGCCCGGUGUUGAGAGGAAGCCCGAUGGAGGGAGAUGCGAUCGGAUCGAGCUUAACAGCGAGCGACAGCAGAAGGAAAAGGGAGUGGCCCUAUUGCUUGGUCGUCCCUUUUGUUCGGAUCAAGAGUAAGCAGCCGGGGCAUCAAUUUUUAUGUUGAAGGCACUCACAGACUCUAUCAUAAAGUCUAAAGUUAUUUAUUACCUCGAACAAUAUAGACUUAGAGUCUAAAUAAGACUUGAAGUCUU